AUGGCCGCCGAACCGCGUCAAAGACAACCGUGGUGCCGCGGCGCCGCACCGGGCCGGUGUCCUUCCCCUCCCCUCCCAAUCACCGGCGAGUGUCGGCCGCGUCGCAAUCUUCAGCCCCCCACCGGUCGACUGCGGGAGGCGCUGCGCUUCGCGCC
Messenger RNA from Closterium sp. NIES-65, 155 nucleotides. The record is from the annotation of a GenBank genome assembly. Lineage: Eukaryota; Viridiplantae; Streptophyta; Zygnematophyceae; Desmidiales; Closteriaceae.